This is a messenger RNA of Zingiber officinale, 1641 nucleotides long. Its product is annotated as zinc finger MYM-type protein 1-like. Bases 1 to 1641 code for a protein of 546 amino acids. The record is from RefSeq and is a predicted model, not a curated record. NCBI's taxonomy places the organism in Eukaryota, Viridiplantae, Streptophyta, Magnoliopsida, Zingiberales, Zingiberaceae. Gene Ontology annotation, molecular function: protein dimerization activity. The transcript is spliced from 3 exons.
AUGUUGGAUGUUACGCGAUUUCUUUUGAAGCAGAGGUUGUCUUUCCGUGGACAUGAUGAGUCAAGUAAUUCUUUAAAUAGAGGAAACUUUUUUGAAUUGCUUCAAUGGUACAGUCAACAAAAUAAGGAAGUUUCAAAGGUUGUUAAUCAAAAUGCUCCCGGAAACAAUCAAAUGAUUUCUCUAGCAAUUCAAAAAGACCUUACGCGUGCUUGUGCCUCUGAGAUAACACUUUCCAUAAUCAAAGAUAUUGGAAACAAUGUUUUCUCCUUAAUGGUUGAUGAAUCUCGAGACAUUUCAGUGAAGGAGCAAAUGGGAGUUGUUUUGAGAUAUGUGAAUAAAAGAGGACAGGUGAUUGAACGAUUCCUUGCAAUUGUACAUGUAUCUGACACUAGCUCUCGUUCUUUGAAGGAUGCUAUCGAUGCUUUAUUUGUGAAACAUGGAUUAUCAUUAUCUAGACUGAGAGGUCAAGGAUAUGAUGGAGCUUCAAAUAUGCGAGGUGAAUUCAAUGGGUUGAAAUCUCUCAUUUUGCAAGAAAAUCCAUAUGCAAUGUAUAUUCAUUGUUUUUCUCACCAAUUACAGUUAGUUAUUAUUGCUGUUGCCAAGAGUAAUCUCAAUGCAAGUGAUUUUUUUAAUUAUGUUACUAUGAUUGUCAAUACGACGGGAGCAUCAUGUAAAAGGAGAGAUCAACUUAGGCAAAUUGAACAUAAUAGGAUUGUUGCAAUGUUGGAGGGUGGAGACAUUAGUACGGGCAGUGGCAAAAAUCAAGAAACUAAUUUAGUAAGGUCAGGAGACACUCGUUGGGGAUCACACUACUUGACAUUGGGUCGUCUAUUAUCUAUGUGGCCUUCAGUGAUACAAGUGUUGGAGAAUAUUUGUGAUGAUUCUAGUUCUUUUGAUAGUAGAGGGGUUGCCAAAAGUUUGAUUCAGAAAAUGGAGAAUUAUGAGUUUGUUUUCAUAUUGCACUUGAUGAAGAUGAUAUUGGGAAUGGCACAUGAGUUGUCACUUGUGUUACAACAAAAGGAUCAAAAUAUUGUCCAAGCCAUAAGUUUGAUUGAGAGUGUGAAAGAUCAAUUUCAAAUAUUUAGGGAAGACGGAUGGCAUAUAAUUAUAGAUAAAGUCAACAUAUUUUAUGAGUUGAAUGAGAUCCCAGUGCCGGAUAUGAAAGACAAUUGUUUGAUUGGUGGUCAUAGUAGACGUAGAAGACAAGUCAUCACCAAUUUGCAUUAUUAUCGUGUGGAGAUUUUCUAUCAGGUUGUUGAUUCAGUUAUACAAGAGAUGAAUACUCGUUUUUCAGAAGUUGACACAGAAUUGCUUAGUUGUAUAGCAUGUCUUCAUCCAAGAAAUUCUUUUUCUGAAUUCAAUGUUCAGAAACUUGAUCCAAAUAUUUUUGGAAUUGAAGAUUUGGGGAGUUUUGCUCAGAAAAUUGUUGAAACUCUAAAAAAUCAAGCUUAUCCAUUGGUUUAUCGUCUGAUUGAGAUGGCAUUAGUUUUACCAGUUGUGACCAUUUCUGUUGAAAGAGUAUUUUCUGCGAUGAAGACGAUAAAGACUGAUUUACGUAACAGAAUGGGAGACGAAUGGAUGAAUGACAGUCUAGUUGUAUACAUCGAGAAAGAUAUCUUUUCAACAAUUGAAAAUGAGUAA